AUGAGGAUCCAGCGGCAUAUUGUGUUGGGUCUGCUCGGUGUGCUCUCUGUGGCGAUUGCUGGCAGUCAAUCUAAAGCUGUGGUAGAUCAACAGGUCGCCGACUCUCAGGUGAGCAGCAAAAGCGUUGCCCAGCAACGCAUUGACUUUGGUCUCAGUGACCAUAUUGUCCAUGAGCAUCAUGUGCAUGAGCAUCACGAGCAUCAUGAACAUCAUGAUCCUGGUUAUUGGAAGAAGAAAGUAAUCUGGAAAGAAGGCUGGAAGAAAAUCUGGAAUCCAGCCAAAAAGCAAAUAUGGAAUCCCUCAUGGAAGAAGAUCUAUAAGCCGCAUUGGGUAAAGGUGCCCGGCUGGAAAGAGAUUCAAGUUCCCGCCUGGAAGCAAAUUUGGGUGCCCCAUUGGAAGGAGAUCUUAGUGCCCGCCUGGAAGGAGAUUCAAGUGCCAGACUGGAAACAAUAUUGGACACCAGAAUUGGUCAAGGUUGGCAUUCCCGGUGAGAAAUAUUUGGGCAAGGAUCACGAUGGUUGGGAAUACACUAGCCAUGAUCUUUGGAAGAAGAAAGUUGUUUGGAAAUCCCAUUGGAAAAAGAUCUGGAAGCCAGCCAAAAAACAAAUCUGGGUGCCCGAAAAGAAAUUGGAAUGGAAAGAAGCCUGGAAACAAUACUGGAAACCAGGCAAAAAACAAAUCUGGACCGAUAAAUUGGAAUGGAAAGAGGCAUGGAAACAAAUUUGGGUGCCCGGCUGGAAAGAAAUCUGGGUGCCAGGAUGGAAGAAAAUCUGGAAGCCCGUUGUCAUUUCCGAAUGGUUCCCCUCACCCGAUCAUCAUGAUCAUCAUCAUCACGAUGCUGGCUUCGAUUGGGAUCGCAAAGACGAUGCCAAAGACAAGGAUAAAGUCGUAUGGAAACGGGAUGAUGCCAAUGCUGCAGCCGGUGUACAGCCAACGCCAGUGAAACCAACCCAAUUGAAGGCAGUCGAUAGUGCCGAUUUCCGACCCACAAAGACAUCACCAGCCGCCGCCACGCAAUCAUUCAAAUUUCCGGGUGCGUAAAGCGCAGGAAACCUGGAAGUAGCCAUCAGCAUCAG
Molecule: messenger RNA, 1076 nt
Organism: Drosophila willistoni
Lineage: Eukaryota; Metazoa; Arthropoda; Insecta; Diptera; Drosophilidae
Exons: 7
Coding region: 1-1041 (346 amino acids)
Source: RefSeq, a predicted model, not a curated record